Messenger RNA from Cotesia congregata, 750 nucleotides. NCBI's taxonomy places the organism in Eukaryota, Metazoa, Arthropoda, Insecta, Hymenoptera, Braconidae. The record is from the annotation of a GenBank genome assembly.
GUAGUAGUCAUGAACUCGACCGGAAACGCUGGAUCACAGGAGGGUGGUAAUAGCGGUGAAUAUGGUAGUAGCGAAGAAACGGCUGCGUUGUUGACCCGUGGACCACCGCCGCCAGUUGUUGUUAGUAGUGGAUCUCAUCAGGGUAAACCAGUAUUAACGCGUCAGGAUCGGGCGACCUUUCUAGUUGCAUCCCCGCAAUUGUCGGUCUCUGGUUUGGGUGGCAGUGAAGAAAGCGGUACCAAUGAGGAUCCCGCCACCAGAAGUGUCCCCGACAUUGAAUUGCACUGCAGACUAGAUGGUGAACCACAGCAUUUACAACAACAGCAGCAAUGCCAUCACCCAACGACGACGACCAUUUAUCGUGCCAGACAGCCCUCACAUCAGUACAGCCGGUGUCGAUGCGACCGUCGAGAUUCACUCGCACCCUCAUCUGCGCUUCAUCUGGCACGCAGUGUCUCCAGGGAAAGUGUAAGAAGUGGUCACCAUUGUUGUCCGUGUCAAGCACCACCACCUCCAGUACUGGUGACAACAUCGCCAAGUACUCGAAUAAUAAGACAAAGUUCUCAGCCAGAAGCAUCAGCGUGCUGUUGUUCAGGAUGUUACUGUCCUCUACAUUCAAACACCGCACCGAGUGCAUCUUUGCGUCAAUUACGUGAACCCGGUGAUGGGAUUGCCGGGAUCGCCGCUGAUUCAUUGCGAAUCAAUGGUGGAAUUCGUCAAUUUCGACAGGUAAAUUAUUUAUCUUUCUAG